This is a messenger RNA of Chrysoperla carnea, 393 nucleotides long. RefSeq lists its product as uncharacterized. Bases 73 to 393 code for a protein of 106 amino acids. The transcript is spliced from 3 exons. Lineage: Eukaryota; Metazoa; Arthropoda; Insecta; Neuroptera; Chrysopidae. The record is from RefSeq and is a predicted model, not a curated record.
AGAAAGGUUUUAAAAUUAAUGUCCCAUAUACUGGACAAAGUGAAUCAUCGGUUGUAAAUAAAAAACAUAAAAAUGGCCAGAAAACCUUUAAGCUCCAACGAUAUUCUCCAAAUGUUGGAAUCAGGCAAUGUAUCUGACAUAGAUUUAUCGGAGGAUGAUAAAGAAGAUCUCAUUGAAAUAGCAGAUGACUCUUUAAUUUUUAACGACCCUGCAUUAAUUGGUAGAAGAGAAAAUUUUGUAAGAGUAGGGGCGGAUGUGAUUCAUAAUAAUCAGACCGAAUUGCCUGAAGAUUUAAUUUUUGAAGAAAGUGACGAUGAAAGUUCUAAAGAAAAUAUAGAUACUUCGAACAAGCAAAUUUCUACAAAAGCAGCUAAAAUAAAAAUACAGUAUUAA